AGUUUUUAUUUAAAUUGUUAUAUAUUUAAUUUUGUUUAUAAAACUAUAAUUGUAAUAAUAUAUAAGAACGAUAAAAAUUUGAAAAAAAUUUGAUUAAAUAAAUAACUUUAAGCUUUCAUGUGAUUUCUUCUUGAGGUGACAGGACAAAAUCUUUAACAGUUUUGGAUGCUAUUUUGUACCUUGUGAUUUAUUUUUCUUUCCUGUAUCGUGUUUAAUCUAUGUCUGUGAUUGGAAACUCAGUAUUUACUAAUGGAUUGGGAUGCCACCCAUUCUGUUUAAAUAUUUAAAACAAGUUUACACCAUAUACUCUUCAGGGGAACAGGUUGAGACGUGUCUCUUGUCUCACAGGUGUGAAUACAUGGACGUGAACCAGAUGAGGAUUGAUGUGUGUUUAUUGUAGACCAAACACAUCAGUGUGCAUUUUUGUUCCUGCUGAGGCUCAAACAGAUGUUUUCCGUUCUGUCAUUUACAGCAAAUGUGUGGUUUAACCAGCUCAAAAGCUGGUGGAUGUCCUGUUAAUUAUUCAGACGAGAAGACAAUGGGUGUAACUGCGGCCUUUGAAAAGUAUCAUAUGAGGUUACUAGUGAUGAUCGCACGUGAAGCCUUCUAAACAGUCUGCAUAAAGCUGUGGAGGGACAUAGGUUUAUGUGAAUGUGUUGCAAACUAAUGGUCACGUUCAAAUAAUGAGUCAUUUGUUCAUUUUAGUAGCCUGAUACUGACAGACCCAACUGUUAAUGCUGGUGUUAUUGUGCUGAAUAGAGUAGAGUAGAAUGGAACAGAAUAGAAUAUUGUUAGAAAAAUAUUUGAUAGAAAAAAAAAAAAUUCUUACAUAAAAUCGAUGUCAUUACUAAAAAAGAACAAAGAGUUUUAACAAAAUAGUGCAAAUGAGUGCCUAUAUGCAGUUUGCUGUCAGAAUACUAAUAUUAAAAACAGCAGAGAAUGACUUAUUUGAAUAAGUAGGAAUAAAUACUAAAAGGAUACAUUCUUUAAUAAUGGAAAAUAGCAAUAAUUAAAAAUACUACAUAAGUGUAAUAAUAUUUAUGGUGGCUACAUCUGUAUUCCAUUGCUUUUAGGCAACAAACACAUUUAAGCACUUCCACAUACAAAAAAAAGAAGAAAAAGGUAAAAUGCAGUCAAUCGCAUUUUUAAUGGACGAAUAAUCAAUAUAAAAUGUGUUCUUCCACGUGAUGAAAAUUUAGCAUGCCUAAUGCAUUUGCUUGCAAAGUGAAAAAAAUAAAGUUUUGUUACCCUGAGGCAAGUUUUAAGCCUUAAUCGGAAUUCAAGUACACCUUAAGGACAUCUUGCAGACAAAAUGGUAUUUAUAAGGAGAUUAUGAUAUUUGCUGAAGGACAACCCUCACUCCACCCCAAACCUGCUGAAAUCAGAGGUGCACGAUAUGAUUUGUGAGCAUUUGUAUAUAGUUACGACUCGAGCAGAUCAAACGUCCUCACUCGUGUGUUUGUGAAGAGAUAAACAAAAUCGGGCCCGGCGCGCAUAGUUAAGCCUGUACUCAGGCGUGCGUGCGCGCGUCCGUCGUGAGGGCGGCGCUCGCGCUGUCCGCGGAGGAGACUCUGACCUGACUCAAACACACGCGGCACCUUCUUCUGCAAUACUGACUUUAAAUGGGACUUCAGAAAUUCAGUAAAGUAGUAAACAACAACAACAACAACAGUUCCGUUCGGCGGACUGAGCGCAAAAGAUAGUGGAAAAUGUUAUGUUUGUGAAGAAGCAACUGUUGUGGACCGCUGUUAUACAGGUGGUGAGGGCAUCUUCAAGAUGAACAGCAACUGGAAGACCACCAAGGUGCUGGGAUUGCUGAUGUUAGCCAACUUCUUCAUCUAUGUCUUGGUGGAAGUGUCCCGAAGCUACGGGCAGGGCCGAGACAUGUACAAUCGAGGGAAACUGACGGCCAAAAAGUUCUGGAAGAAGUCAGAGGUUAGUCUGGCGUUCUGGAAUCGUGCGCAGGACCGUCUUGAUGACAUCUACUACCUGCCACUUGCAAACAGCAGCAAGGCCCCUCGUGACUUUCGGGGAAUCCCACGUUGGCUGAAUCGCACGAGUCCCUGCAAGCCGGACAGCAGGGUGAAGACAGAGAUUGAAGACUUUAAGUCCCUACCGCAGCGAUUCCAGGACUUCUUAUUGUACAUGGGAUGUAGGUCGUACCCCUUAAUAACAGACGCACCCAACGUGUGUUCAGAACCGCCGUACCUCUUGCUUGCAGUGAAGUCCAUUGCGCCACAUUUCGACCGACGGCAGGCCAUCCGGGAAUCAUGGGGCCGCGCUGGGAUCCUCGACGGCCGGCGCAUUGCGACGGUGUUCCUGCUUGGCAGCACGGCGGCGACGGACCACUUCCCGAACUUGUCAGAGAUGGUCAAGCACGAAGCAGCGUUGUACGGCGACGUCCUGCAGUGGGAUUAUCGAGACUCAUUCUUCAAUCUCACUUUAAAGGAAGUCCUCUUUCUGGAGUGGUUUGAGACUCAUUGUGCUUCUGCCAAGUAUGUGUUCAAAGGUGACGAUGAUGUUUUCGUCAAUACGCGGCAUAUGCUGGCUUACCUGGGAAACUUUUCUGUGUCCAUGACACAGGACCUUUUUGUUGGCGAUGUGAUCACCAAUGCCGGACCACACCGGACCAAACACCUCAAGUAUUACAUCCCCGAGAGUGUGUUUCGGGGAGUUUACCCACCGUACGCCGGUGGCGGAGGCUACCUGUAUUCUGGGAAUCUGGUGCUGCGGUUAAGGACGAUCUCGCGUCUGGUCACGUUGUACCCGAUAGACGACGUGUACACUGGGAUGUGUCUGAAGAGACUGGGACUAGUACCGGAGAAACACAUGGGCUUUAAGACCUUUGACAUUGAGGAGAAGCACAGAGAGAAUCCUUGUGCUUACAAAAAUCUGAUUCUGGUCCAUCCCAGGAGCCCACAGGACAUGAUAAAGAUCUGGUCUUGGAUUAAUGACCCAAAAGCGAAAUGUUACAUCUCAACUACAACGCAGGCGAAGGGCGCAAUACGACGCAACAAAAGCAAAUAGAACCCAAUGACAGUAAAACUAAUGCCCUGUUCUAUUACUGACGUACAGCUAACAAAAAUAUGUUCCAAGAAUGCUUUGCUAACAUUCCCAUUAAGUUAUAAAAACAUAAAUUCUGCAUGUUCUCAAAGCUUCUAGUUUUUAAAAGGUUUUAUCCACCUUAUUUUUCAACUUAGAAGUAAACCAUUUUCUGUGAAUGUGCAAGAUUUCCGGUUCAUUAGGGAAACCAGACGCAUAAAAUUUACAAGUGGCUGUGCCCGCUCUUAUGGGAAAAAUAAGGUGUAUAAACUUGUUUUUCUUGCUUGCGCAAUCGUUAAGGGAACAUUCCAUUGAAUCGAAUAUCAUGGGAAUAUUACUUUUGAACAUUCUAAAACAAGUUUUAAAAAACAUUAGUUGGAACUUCCAGUUUAAACAUUUCAGCAAAAAAAAGUUCCAUGAAUGAAAUAAUGUUUCUGUGCUAACAUUCUGAGAACAUUAUUAAAGACCAGAGAACUUUGAGCAAAUGUUCUAUGAAUGUUGCUGGAAGACCAUUUGAGAGAACCUUGCUAGAACAUUCCCUGUUAGCUGGGUCCACAUACUUGCGCACCUUCUUUCACUUUGUUUCGACGAAUCACGAUUAUUUACUCAAAAUGAGUUAUAUAUGGUGCACUACAAUGCAUGUUGACAUAAGAAAUCAUGGUGCAUUUUCAUAACAGAACGAGCGAAUCUGAUGUGUUUGUGUAUUUUUAUGCUGUUGUUUUAAUUUAUAUUUGCAUUCGUGUGGAAAGCUAUAGCUGAGCUGUUUGACUUCUCUUGCAUUAAACCUCUCUAUUCUCAGGAAGCUGCUGUUUGAUCGUGGUUCUCCAACUACACUAUCAACACAAGGAUAAUAAUAGAAGUUUUAUUACUUUGUAUACUGUUUGUUCAAGUAAGCUGUGACCUUUGCACCACUGUUGUAGGGCAACAUACUGUAGGACACCUUACAACACAUGCAGUGAACUGAACGAGCCUACAAAGUGCAAAGUCAAAAUCCAAAUCUAUUACUGUAUACAUCUUCCUUAACUCCAUGGAAGAUGAGCACAAAAGAUUUCCAUGUAAUAUUUUGUGUGAAGUUCAGUAAUUGGUUCAAUAUGAGUGCAAAUUUGUGAUUAUGGAUAGAAUUAAAUUGUCCUGAAAACACAGGAAAUAGGCUUGAAAAGUGAAACUUGUUUUUAUCAUUCCA
Messenger RNA from Onychostoma macrolepis, 4225 nucleotides. It is a transcript of the gene b3gnt2a, whose product is annotated as UDP-GlcNAc:betaGal beta-1,3-N-acetylglucosaminyltransferase 2a. Gene Ontology annotation, molecular function: hexosyltransferase activity. Lineage: Eukaryota; Metazoa; Chordata; Actinopteri; Cypriniformes; Cyprinidae. The record is from RefSeq and is a predicted model, not a curated record. The transcript has 2 exons. Gene Ontology annotation, cellular component: membrane. The coding region runs from base 1777 to 3027 and encodes 416 amino acids.